ACAGUUCAUGUUCCAAUGGCUCUCCCGGCGACGAUCUGCGUCUCCACCGUCUGACUGGAUACGUUCACUGUACCUGGUCUAUAGCCCUCAUGCAAGGCAUCCGAUGGCAGGGCCCAUCUGGCGACGUCAUUCAUUUGAUCAUGGACCCAGCCAGGGACACCAAAACCAAGGAGUCGAUGAUCGAAUUGAUUCCACGAUUCUAUUUCACUGGUACCCGUGCUGGAUGGUUUAUUAAUUGUCUAGUCAACGUUAUUUCUGUACAGUUUCUUUCCUAAUACUAUAAAGUAUUACCUUAAAACUCCGCCAAUUCAGCAAAGCCGGACAGCCGACGGAAAGUCGAUAACCGAUGACGCUUGGAUAAUAAUAUACUUUUCUAUACUGUCUCCGGAAUCCCUAUCUAUGGCUAUGGACUCAUCUAAGGACCCAGUCGAAACCACCUCAAACGGAUCAGUCGGAACCGAGAGCUAUCUGGACAUAGUGAAGCGUCAAGCCAGGAACCUCACCAACGGAGAAACUAUCGAAGACCUUCAACAGAAUAUCAGCUCGCUCGCAGAUGAGUCCGUUGCCCGGUUCAAACAAUCCGUAGGCACCAGUGACCCAGGAGAAAUGGUCAAGCAGCUCGGAGAAAAAAUCCACUCCGCUGCAGUCGGGUCAAUGGAAACCAUUGAGAAAGAAACAGGUAUCUACUCUGAGGACCAUGAACGUAUUGAUAAACUAGAGGAUGAGAAAGUCGAGGAUUUUCUUAAAGAGAAUCAUAAGAGCACCAGUGGAGUAAACCAUAAGAAAUGAGUUGAUUAGUAUGGAUCUUUCUCCAUAAAAUCGCCAGUUUCGCUUCGAGACACAUCGGAUAUGAAGGAAUCUCAGUCAAUAAGCAUCAAAUAUCAGUUUUCAUCAAAACCACGACCCAGGAAAUACUGGUUCCCUUGAAGGAAUUCUCAAUUACAUCAUGGCCUUAAAUCCCUUGUCCCAGCUCUGCUCUAAUCCUA
Penicilliopsis zonata CBS 506.65 is the source of this 986-nucleotide messenger RNA. RefSeq lists its product as hypothetical. Bases 400 to 789 code for a protein of 129 amino acids. The record is from RefSeq and is a predicted model, not a curated record. Lineage: Eukaryota; Fungi; Ascomycota; Eurotiomycetes; Eurotiales; Aspergillaceae. The transcript is spliced from 2 exons.